Funneliformis caledonium is the source of this 1086-nucleotide messenger RNA. NCBI's taxonomy places the organism in Eukaryota, Fungi, Glomeromycota, Glomeromycetes, Glomerales, Glomeraceae. The record is from the annotation of a GenBank genome assembly.
AUGUCAGUUUUGCCAUCGGCGUCGACUUUGCCCGUCCCAACCGAGGCUCCCGAUAUAUUUAAGUUGUUUCCAAAAAUUCGAAAGUGGACUUUUCCAAAAAUGACCCUCUCGACACCCCCUCAAAAAUUACCCGAGUUAACAUUGAUAGGAACUUCCCGAGCAGCUGAUCUCACAUCAUUUUACAUUCCGGAAUUAAAUUGGAUCUUUGACGGUGGAACAAAAGUAACGAAUCACCUUCCCUCUCACAUAUUCAUCACACAUACGCAUACAGAUCAUUGUUUAGGGUUGUAUAGGUAUAAUUCACGUAAAAGACCUCCCAUCAUUUACGCACCAAUGGAAUCUGUUGGAUUGAUUGAGAAUUAUAUGAGAUCCGCUCAAGAAAUUACUGAUCAUUAUGCCUUGAGAAGGGGUCAUUCAUUUUCUUGUUUGGGUGUUAAGCAAGGUGAUGAGAUUUCACUGUCGCUAACUUCUUCCGGAAGGGUCGAGAUUACUUCUCGUGAAGAUGACGAAGAGGAGGAGGAAGACGUGAAGGUUGACAUGUCAGUUCAAACCAAAUCGAUCGUUAAAAAUACCGGUGAUGGUGUAGGAUACCAAGUUCACGUAACUCAAAUGGAUCAUUCCAUCCCCUGUGUAGGUUACGUAGUUUAUUCAAAACGAAAACGACUCUCGUCUGCUUACACGCACAUGACAACCAAAGAAAUUGCCAAAUUCCGUCAAGAAAAUCCUUCGUUAGAGAUCAUGGAACCCUACCUGGCUCCAUUGUUUGCGUUUAACGGGGAUACCACGAUCAAUGCGUUUUUUCCUAAUCAGACCAAUGAUAAGUGGGCAUUUAAAGAAGUUCCCGUCAUAAUUACCGAAUGCAGCUUUUUGCUAGACGAGCAUUUAGAUCAAGCCAAAAAAACCAAGCACACCCAUUGGAAAGAUUUGAAAAAGGUUGUCAAGGAAAAUCGAAAUCAAAUUUUCAUUUUAAUUCAUUUUAGUUGUAGGUAUAGCGAUGAGAAAAUUAAAAGAUUCUUUGAAGAGGAGAAAAUGAAAACCAGGGAGGAAACCGAUGAUUCUUAUGCAUUGGAAAAUUUGGUCAUUUGG